UCCGGGUUUAAAAAGUUGCAGAAGGGCGCCACCUAGUGGAUAAUAGCGAUAUUGCGGAAAGACGGAAAUACUCGUCAUUGGCGGGUAGGGCUGUCAACGAAUAUUCUAAAUUCGAAUAUAUAUUCGAAUAGUAAAAAAACGAAUUUCGAAUGUGAAAAUUAAUAUUCGAAUAAAAAAACGUGAAAAAAAGUAGAGGCGUGGCUGUCUGCUUUGCGAGUGGGCACGCUAGGUUCAGGUACAGGUCACAGGAGUCGCACUGUCUGGCACAGCAUCACUGCAAAAAAUUUACGCGUCUUGCAAGAUGGCAGAAAGUGCAGAGCCCAACUCGCCCGCAGCAGAGAAAGCUAUUUUAACACCUCAAAAUCUAAAAAGUUUUUUGGAUUUUGGGCAAUAGGAGGUAAAAUCGUUGAGCCGCGAGAUAAAGUAGUAUGCAAGCUAUGUAAAAUAGAGUUAGCAUACCAUUCGACCACUAGCAACAUGAGGUCGCAUCUUGAAAAAUUUCACCCAAAUGAGUAUGGCAUGUCUGGAACUCCAGCUAAACAAUCACGUAUUGACACAUUCUUUGCAUCGCCCACCACAAGCUCUUUGUCUGCAACACGACAAGAGGCCAUAACGAAGAAAUUAAUUUCGUUUAUAUGUAAGGACAUGCGACCGAUAAGUGUCGUGGAUGGGACAGGCUUCAGGGAGUUCUGUCAAGCAAUGGAACCGAGGUACCAUAUUCCUAGCCGUGGAACAGUCACUAAUAGAAUCGCAGAAGUGUAUAACAGCACCUCAGACAAAAUAAAGGAAUCAAUCAAAGGCAAAGAUGUGGCUCUUACCAUGGACGGGUGGACAUCCCUAGCGACAGUAUCCUACGUAACAGCAACGGCCCAUUGGAUAAAUGAUGACUGGGAAAUGCUUAACAAUGUGCUAAAAACUAAAGAGCUUAAGGUAAGCCACACUGCAGAAAAUGUAGGGGAAUGCAUUCAAGAGAUCUUGGAAGUUUUUGGCAUAGAAAGGGGAUCUGUGAUUGCCAUCACAACGGACAAUGCCACAAAUUACGUCAAUGCAGUGGAGAGACAUCUUCAAACGGUAAAUAUACCAUGUGUGGCGCACACAAUAAACUUGGCUGUGCGUAAAGGGCUCGGGGUCAGAGCCAUUGAAAUCCCCGUUAGUAGACUGAAAGUGGCGGCCUCACAUUUCAGCAAAUCUUCAGCCGACAGUUACCUUCUUCAGCAGAAACAACAACUUUUGGGAUUAAAACUGAGAAGCUGAUUAACGACUGUCCGACACGAUGGAACAGCACAUAUGAAAUGAUCUGCCGUGCAUCGGAGCAGCAAGCAGCUGUGUCAGCUGUCAUCUUUGAGAAAAAACUGUCAAGAAUGGAGCUCACCACAACUUAAUGGUCCCUAAUGGAAAAGGUAAGCAUAGUGUAUAAAAUAUGUACCGCAAUCAGUCAGUGAUGGAGGAAGUAUCUCAGUAGCCUACUUAAGUAGAAGUACAAAUAACCAGAGACAUAUUUACUUUAGUAGCCUAAAAGUAGUACAACAAAGAAAACCCUACUUAAGUAAAAAGUAGCCUACCUUAUUUCAAAUGUAGGCUACUUUAAGUAUUAAAAUUAAAAGUACUUGCAUUACAAUUUAUUUUCGUAAUGUCUAUAAUUCUAAUAAUAAGGACUGUAACAAAAUGAAACUGAAAUCACGACACACACCCUAUUUGAAUUUAUCAUUAUAAAUUAUAAUUUUAUCAUUAUAAAAGCCUUUCUUUAAAGUUAAUUUCGUUUUGUAAUAAAUAUAUCUAGCUAUAUCGAAAUGUCUACUUUUAAACAGAAGCAAUGCAAAACGAAAGAACACAGACUGCUCUCUGCCAGAGGUGGAAAGUAACGAAUUACAUUUACUCACGUUACUGUAAUUGAGUAGUUUUUUUGUGUAUUUUUACUUUUUUGAGUAGUUUUUAAAAUCUGUACUUUUACUUAAGUAUGUUUUAUUUAAAGUAUUGUACUUCGAUACAUUUUACUCCGUUACUGAGUAAAAAAAUAUUUUAAAAAGCAAGGUGAUAAAGACGCGCAACAGAUGUAAAUGGGCGGGGCCCGGAGGAACGCGCAAAAAGAACCAUGGAGACGGACGAGACAGGCGCGCGCUAAUGCAGACCCGCAUCAGUUCAAAUCUUAUGAAAGAAACCCCUGGUCAUAUUUAAGCGACCACUUUCCACUGACGCGAAGCGAGUGUUUCAUUUCUAUGAAAGGUAGGAUUUAUGCUCUUAAGUACGAAAUUGCACGACACGUUUUUAAUACCAUGCGCAUUAUCUUCCAAGGUCUAGCAGCUUCGCGUCAAGUCAAACACAACUUCAAAACGUCCUCGAGAACGCGCAGGUCAUAGACAUUGCAGAGAGAGAGAGAGAGAAGAAUAAAGGUCAUCAGGUACCCAGGUCAGGGAAGUAAGAAGAUAAUAAACGUGUCAAAUGUAUAUGGACACUCAUCUCAUUAUAUGCUCAUUUAAACUAUAUAUAGUUUAAUAAAAUAAUGUAUGUUACCAGCAAUACAUGAAUUACAACCUUACUAUAGUGAUUGUAUUUACAAGCUGCUGACCACCUUCAAAAGUGCAUAACUCACAUGUAAAAAUCAUUAAACAAUUCCAUAAAUGUUUCUUACUUUAAAAAAGCUUUUUAUUUUAUUAACUUUUUGUUAUUGCACUUUAAUUGUAAAGAUGUUCCUACAAUUAAAAACAACUAGUUUGAGAUGUAUAUUCCCUUGUCGUUUUUGAACUAGAAUACUAGAAUCCUCCACCUCUUCCCGCUGUAAAAAAGUAACUUUUACUCUGAGUAAAGUUAAAAUGACUUACUUUUUACUUUUACUUGAGUAGAUUUUUAGGCAAGUAACUUUACUUUUACUUAAGUAAAAUAUUAUUAAAGUAACUUUACUUUUACUUGAGUAAAAUAUUUUAUUACUUUUUCCACCUCUGCUCUCUGCUUAUGCAGGCUAAUCCGUAAGAAAUGUGCAUUUCUCUCAGGCGCGUUCACUACUGCAAAGAUCGCGAGUCAGCAUAGCCGACUUCAUCUUUGCAGCCACUGACAAAGAAAAACACUUGUUUAUUUAUAUACAAUUAACAUUUAUUUUACAUAUUCAAAAUCAUUACUUUUUUGCCAGUUAUUUUUGGCGGCGGCACUGAAAAUUGGCAUCGUUACAUUCCACCACUGACCGACAAAUGCAUAACUUUCUAAUAUACCUUUUAAAUAGGUAAAAUGAUGGCCCUAAUUUACUUUGUGUGAAUGCUAAUAUUAAUGUAAUUUUCUACACUGUAAUCCCUAACAGUUGUACUAGCUCAUACUAAUAAGGUCAUAACAGUCAAAUGUCGUUAUGCAAUUGACCACACUAUAAAAUAUUGAGCUCUUUUGAGAUUUAUGCCACUUUAAUUGAAUAGGGCUCAAUAUUUUGUAGCUAAUUUCUGUGGAACACUCAAAAAGUUUAUGAACCACACAGUAGUGUCAUGACGUUAUUGACGUCAUGACGUUCCUGUGGGUGGGUCUUAUCUCUCCCUCAGGAAUGUGGAGUCAGCCAUCUUGAAUUUGCCCUGAUGCGGGAAAGUUUUUGCCAGCACGUGUGGAUGGGAACACAGUUUAAUUUGUUUUAAUUUGUUUGUAAUGUCCAAUUUUACCCCCCCGCUUCAAAACACAACUACCUCGGUUAUUUUCAUCAGUCUUAUUGCCCUCCUUUUCUUAAGCGCCGUCUUAUCAUCAGCCCCGAUUUGGCACAAGUGUGUGGCUUUGAGAUCAUCUCGAAACAAUUUUAACAGUUCAGAUAUUGGACUACAACGAGUGCUACAGAGGGUCAUUGUUUCACCAUCAGACAGGUGCCAACAGGUGUUUGCAGAGUUCCACCGAAUUAACAAUGUUAACCUGCGCAAUCAAUUCUACAAGGAGCUGGACAGACACACGCCUAAACUAAUCACCUUGUUCAGAGACAAGGCCAUCAAGACUGGCAAGAUAGCGGAGGAGCUAGCCAAGCUCAUGAGGAUUUAUGACCUUCAGGAACAGCGUGAUGUAAAUAUGAGACGGGCCCUCGUCCUUCGUGCACUUCCUGUGUACCUACGUGAAGAUUCCUUCAAGUUCUUCAGGAUCUGUAAUUCAGCAGAUGGUCCAGACCUCACUGACACUCCAGUGGCUCUCCUGACAGUUGUCACGGAUGAACCUACUGAUGCAGCCCUCUUCAGCCCUGAGAGCAUCAGUAUUGUCGUGGAGGAUGAAAUACUUGUUGUCAUGUGUCUUGAGGACAACAAACCACUAAAAGGGCGUCUACUGAUGCUGAAAAAUUAUUUGUUCAAUGAGUGAAUUACUCAGAGUUGAGAUGGGUAUUGAGGAAGUUUUUUUUCCAUUUCUUUCGAUCCAUUUCCGCCUCUUCUACCUCAGAUUUAAGGUGUGACACUGUUUGCCUGUUCUACCUCAGAUUUAAGGUGUGAUACUUUGCCUGUUCUACCUCAGAUUUAAGGUGUGACACUUUGCCUGUUCUACCUCAGAUUUCAUACAUUGAUUGUUAAAUUUUAAAAACAUUGAUGUAUUGCCCAGCCCAAGUUCUUGUACUAAAUAUGUUCAAUUCAUGCACUAUACAUGUUUAAUGUUCUGCUGCCUAAUGCCUACCUUGAUGCAUUGCCUUGAUGUUGUCAGUUGAAGUGCGGCACAGAAAAAAACAGCACUUUAUUUGAAUGUUGUAUUUUAAAAAAGUAAGUUGCAGCCUUUAAGAUACAGUAGAAUCAAAACGUGUUAAAUGGCUCCACAUUCUAAUAGUUGUUGUUGUUGAGGAUAGAUUAUACUUAAAAUCUUAUAGAUUUUAUCAUGAAUCCUUUGAGUUUUAUCCUAUUUUUACCAAAAAUACUGAAUCUACCCUCUGUAGCAAUGACCACUAUCAGACAUGGAAAUUAUAGCACUUAAUGUACUUUAAAACACAUUUUGUUUUUAUAGAUUUGUUUUGUCACAAGCACUUUGUUUUGACUGAUCCAUUUUGAUUCGUGCCUUUUUAAAAAGCACAUUGUGUUUAAUAAAAACAGUUGUUAAAGUGCCCAUAUUAUGAAAAACUCACUUUUUCUGGGUUUUGGGGUGUUAUUUUGUGUCUCUGAUGCUCCCACACGCAUACAAACUUGGAAAAAAAUCCAUCCAUGCUGUUUUGAGUGAGAUACACGUUUAUGAAUGUCCUCUGCCUUGAGUCUCAGAUUGUGCGAGUUCAAACUCAGCUCCGUUGUGACGUCACAAACCGUUUCGUCACAUUCAGUUUGAAUUUUCCCGCCCACCACCCCACUCGCAGGUCCCCACCCACCAGGGAGCUAGAGAGAGCACAGAACAGUCAGUCACUUCGCUGGCUGAUACCCUGCUGUUAUUAUGUCUCACUGAAAUAACAGCGCUAUUUGGAUAUUAUGGAUUAUACUCCCGCCUACUUUUAAAAACAAAGUUUUAAUGCGUGGUUAUUGGAACCCGGAGUAAUCUUAUAUACAGUGUGUUAUGACGCAAAUAGUCAUCAGAUUGUAGGCGAUAAGACCUUCAUGCGAAAUCUGAUGUAAACAACAGACUAUGUAGCUCCCACGGAUUAUACGCAUUUGUGGACAAAAAUGGAUGUAUUUUUUAUUUGUAUUGUAUUUUACUGGACUUUCAUGGAUCAUUCACACGUUUGAAACAGACUGGAUUCGAUUCGCGAUCUUUGUAUCAAACACAAAAGGUAAGAAGUCACGUUAUAUUUUGCAUGUUGUCAUCUUCUAUCACAAAAUACUACAUUUAUGAUGCUAGAGCUAAAUUUUUUUUGCCAAACUAACCGAGACCGGGCCUUACGCACCGGCUUUUCUGACGAGGCUAAGUUAACCCCCGAGCCUCUAAUAACUGUACGGUCCGGAGCUCCCGCUAGCUUCUAGCAAUUAGCACGCGGUCCACAAGCAGUAUACAUCCCCUACCGGGUCUUAAUUUCUGUAAUUUGCAAAAAUAAUGCGUUUGAAAAUGUUUAUAACGGGAAUAUGUUAGUAUUGUCCAGGGAAAACGAGUUUAUUGUUGAGACUGCUAACGUUACAUCACAAUUUACUCUGGAAUCAUUGUGUGUCAUGAGUUUCUUCUCCUGUAGUGUACUUAUUAGUGAUACUUUUCUGCAUGAUUUGUCUGUUGGCAACAUAAACCGUUAAUAAUAAUAUAUAAAAUAAUAACACAGUAUGGUCUGUACUGCUCACGAUACCACUGAGCACGCGCACGGGCACAUGACGUUAGUAGUGGGGCGUGAUCAAAGGAGCAGCAACUCAUAAAUAUGUAAUGACUGGCUCAAAACGGCACAAUCUAAACUGCCUUGAAACAGAGGCUCAUAGUGAUGGGUAACAAUCUUUUCCUACAAGCUGUUUCGAGCAAACAAUUUUUGAAACAUGCUUUAUGGAACUCAUACACCUAUAUAUAACUUGUGGAAAAGCAGUCAUAAGAUGGGCACUUUAAAUUGUUACUGUGGUGUCACUUUUGUGUUUUCUAACAUUGCUAGCUGAUUAUAACUGUGUAGUGGUCCGACAUCAGUAUUUCAGUUAAGAAUUAAUUUUGAGUGCAUGUCCCACAUUAAGUUGAGAAUAUUAAAAAUUUUUGAGUGUUUUUCCCACAUUAUGAGUUGAGAAAUAUUUAAAAUUUUGAGUGUAUUUCCACAUAAUAUGAGUUGAAGAAUAUUUAAACUUUUGAGUGUAUUUUCCACAUAAUAUGAGUUAAAGAAUAUUUAAACUUUUGAGUGUAUUUUCCACAUAAUAUGAGUUGAAGAAUAUUUAAAAUUUUGAGUGAAUUACUCCCUAAUUAUAAGUUGAGGAAUAUCAAUAUUUAUAAGAUAACAUUGAAAUAAUUUAAGGCAACUGAAAAUGUAAUUUUUGUUUUAUCUAAACUUAAAACAUUUAAAAACAUCACUAAAAUAUUUUUGUGUAAUCUGUUACAAAAUAAUUUUUGAGUUCUGUGAACUUAUUAGGUUUUACAGUGUAAUAUUAACGCAUUAUAUUUA
This is a messenger RNA of Misgurnus anguillicaudatus (oriental weatherfish), 6967 nucleotides long. The record is from RefSeq and is a predicted model, not a curated record. NCBI's taxonomy places the organism in Eukaryota, Metazoa, Chordata, Actinopteri, Cypriniformes, Cobitidae.